AUGCCCUCCUCGCCCGAAUACCAACACCCCCUAGAGCACGCCGAUGCGCCGGACGAUUUCUCGGACUCGGACGACGACUUGGAUCUAGAAGAAUUAGAUCCCAGCACGACAUCACCGCAACAAUCUCGUACUUCCCGGGAUUAUACUGGUAGGAAGCGAAACUAUGGUCCUGGGAUAGCGCUACGUAAUCUCCGUGUGGGAGCUGGGAGUCGUUGGCGACGCAGUGCGUCCGGACGAGGGGAGUUUGAAGAUGACACCGAUGCGCUUUUGGACAACCGAGAAGAGCAAGGUGCGCGGGACUCACAUGCAAGCUCCCUGAAUCUGGAAGAAGAUGGUCUCCCAUUAUUAGAUCGGCGAUCCUCCACUCGCGACUUCAACAAUGAGACCCCGACGAAAGCCAAAUUCUUCCGGUUUCCAUUCAAAAUACCGAAGUUUCUCCAAGGGAGGUCAGUCCAGCUUGGAUCGACAGAAACUGAAGCUGCAAACCAACCGCCUCGCGAAGUGCUGGUCGGACAAUAUCAGGCUGCCAAAUACCCGGCCAAUGUGGUCUCGAACGCGAAAUACACGCCAUGGAGCUUCCUACCGAGGACACUUUACAAUGAGUUUUCUUUCUUUUUUAACAUCUAUUUCCUAUUGGUGGCUAUGUCCCAAAUCAUUCCAGUCCUUCGGAUUGGCUACAUGUCGUCCUACAUCGCUCCCUUAGCCUUUGUUGUCUCGAUAUCACUGGGUAAAGAAGCACUCGAUGAUAUUGGAAGAAGGCGAAGAGAUGCUGAAGCUAAUGCGGAGGAGUACUGUACCGUCACUGUGGGUCGGAACCAAGAGAUGGAAGUUACAAAAAAGUCCAAGGACUUGAAAGUCGGUGACAUACUCAAGGUCCGCAAGAACCAACGCUUGCCUGCCGAUGUGGUCAUUCUGAAGAGCAUCUCCAAUGACUCAGGCUCUCCACGUCACUCAAUCACCCAAGACACCCCUCCCCAGGAGUCUACUGAUCUACUUGAAUCGGGUCAGGGCUCUUCGGAAUCCAGGGUCAACACUCCUACACCUGCUCCCGAAUCUGUGGACGAUUCAUCUGCUGGCGACACAUUCAUUCGCACCGAUCAGCUAGAUGGAGAAACCGACUGGAAGCUCCGUCUGCCCUCGGUGUUAUCGCAAUCAAUCCCUCUGGCUGAUUUUGGUCGACUCAAAAUCACAGCAAGCGCGCCUGAUAAACGAGUCAAUGAAUUCAUUGGGACCAUCGAGUUGGGAGCUCCCACCGGCUUCUACGACGCCCAUGUUGACAAAUCAUCUCCGGCUCCGGACAAUGGAGCUGCACCUUCAAGAAACCAACCUGCUCCAUCUGCACCUCUGACAAUCGACCACACUGCUUGGGCCAACACCGUUCUUGCGUCCAAUACAGUCACAUACGCCGCCAUCAUCUACACAGGUUCACAAACCCGUGCGGCUUUGUCAACAUCUGCCUCGAGGUCCAAGGUUGGCCUAUUGGAAUACGAAAUCAACAACCUCACCAAAAUUCUUUGCAUUCUCACACUCACACUGUCAAUCAUCCUUGUUGGGCUGGAAGGCUUCCAACCAACCAACGACAAAAAGUGGUAUGUUGCCAUCAUGAUCUACCUCAUUCUGUUCUCCACAAUCAUCCCUAUGAGUCUACGGGUCAAUUUGGACAUGGCCAAAUCUGUGUAUGGGCGAUUUAUUGAAAAGGACAAGGAUAUUCCGGGGACGGUCGUUCGGACUAGCACCAUUCCGGAGGAUCUGGGACGAAUUGAAUAUCUCCUUUCGGACAAGACCGGAACAUUGACCCAAAAUGAGAUGGAGCUAAAGAAGAUCCACGUUGGCACUGUGUCAUAUGCCAACGAGGCAAUGGACGAAGUCGCCUCCUUCAUCCGUCAAGGCUUUGCGGGCAACGCCUUGACCACCCCUUCGACUGUUUUCGGUACCCAGGCUGGUCAUGCUACGGCGCCUCGAACAAGGAGAGAGAUUGGUUCUCGUGUGCGGGACAUCAUUCUUGCACUUGCUCUCUGUCACAAUGUCACACCCACCACUGAAGAAGAAGAUGGUCAAAAGGUGACGAGCUACCAAGCAUCAUCUCCGGAUGAGAUCGCUAUUGUCCGCUAUACCGAAGAGGUCGGGUUGAAGUUGGCGUACCGGGAUAGACAAAGUAUCGUUCUUGAAUCGACCGACUCCAAGCAGGUGGUUGUUCGGGUGAAGAUGCUCGACAUCUUCCCUUUCACGUCUGAUAGCAAGCGCAUGGGUAUCAUUGUCCAGUUCCAACAAGACGAAGACAUGCUGGAGUCUGGCAAGGAGGAUAGCGAGAUCUGGUUUUAUCAGAAGGGUGCCGACACAGUCAUGACAACCAUCGUCGCAGCAAAUGACUGGUUGGACGAAGAGACUGCAAACAUGGCCCGAGAAGGGCUGCGAACUUUGGUUGUUGGACGCAAGCGCCUUUCAACACAGCAGUACCAAGAUUUUGCCACAAACUACCGUCAAGCCUCCUUGUCUUUUCAAGGGCGUGAUACGGGUAUGGCAAAGGUCGUGAGCGAAUAUCUCGAACAAGACCUUGAGCUUUCUGGUGUGACGGGUGUGGAGGAUCGACUGCAGCGUGAUGUCAAAUCUUCUCUUGAACUUCUUCGCAACGCGGGAGUCAAGAUUUGGAUGUUGACGGGUGACAAGGUAGAGACGGCGCGAUGUGUCGCCAUCUCAGCCAAAUUGGUCUCACGGGGCCAGUACAUUCACACCGUCACCAAAAUCACUGACAAGUCCACUGCCCAAGAAGCUCUUGACUUCCUGCGCAACAAAACCGAUUGCUGUCUUCUGAUUGACGGCGAGUCCCUCAACCUGAUGCUUGGCCAAUUCCGAACCGCUUUCAUUUCCGUCGCGGUUCUUCUGCCCGCGGUGAUUGCAUGUCGAUGCUCCCCUACCCAAAAGGCCGAGAUCGCAGACCUCAUUCGCCAGCACACCAAAAAGCGCGUCUGCUGCAUUGGUGACGGUGGUAACGAUGUCUCAAUGAUUCAAGCCGCCGACGUCGGAAUCGGUAUCGUCGGCAAGGAAGGCCGACAAGCAUCCCUCGCUGCCGAUUUCAGUAUCACCCAAUUCCACCACCUCACCAAACUCCUUGUCUGGCACGGUCGCAACUCAUACAAACGCUCCGCCAAACUCGCUCAAUUCAUUAUGCACCGCGGUCUGAUCAUUAGUGUCUGUCAAACUAUGUACAGCAUCGCCAGCCACUUCGACCCCAAGGGUCUCUUCAUCAACUGGCUCAUGGUCGGCUACGCCACGGUGUACACCAACGCGCCCGUCUUCUCCCUCGCAUUCGAUCGAGACGUCGAUGAGCGUCUCGCCAAUCUCUACCCCGAGUUAUACAAAGAGCUCAAAACCGGAAAGAGUCUGAGCUACCGCUCGUUCUUCGGCUGGGUGAUGAUUUCUGUCUACCAGGGUGCUGUCAUUCAAGGUCUCUCGCAGAUUCUGCUUGACACGAUCACCGGACCGCAAUUGAUCAGUCUUUCAUUCACGGCGCUCGUUCUCAACGAACUUGGCAUGGUCGCCACUUCCAUCACUACUUGGCACCCCGUCAUGAUCUUCUGCUUGCUUGGCACACUGCUUAUCUAUGCAGGCAGUGUUCCUUUCUUGGGCGAGUAUUUCGAUCUCAGUUAUGUGAUUACUCUUGAUUGGGUAUGGCGCGUUGCUGUCGUGUUGGCUGUCUCACUGGUUCCUGUCUGGGCUGGUAAGAUGAUCAAACAGUCUUGGCACCCACCGAGCUAUCGCAAGGUUCGUGGAUAG
Molecule: messenger RNA, 3774 nt
Organism: Penicillium brevicompactum
Lineage: Eukaryota; Fungi; Ascomycota; Eurotiomycetes; Eurotiales; Aspergillaceae
Product: aminophospholipid-translocating P4-type ATPase NEO1
Exons: 1
Coding region: 1-3774 (1257 amino acids)
Biological process (GO): retrograde vesicle-mediated transport, Golgi to endoplasmic reticulum; phospholipid translocation; endocytosis
Cellular component (GO): plasma membrane; endosome; trans-Golgi network
Molecular function (GO): magnesium ion binding; ATP hydrolysis activity; ATP binding
Source: RefSeq, a predicted model, not a curated record